Molecule: messenger RNA, 2437 nt
Organism: Mus caroli (Ryukyu mouse)
Lineage: Eukaryota; Metazoa; Chordata; Mammalia; Rodentia; Muridae
Gene: Cd19
Product: CD19 molecule
Biological process (GO): regulation of B cell activation; B cell proliferation involved in immune response; B cell receptor signaling pathway
Cellular component (GO): external side of plasma membrane
Source: RefSeq, a predicted model, not a curated record
AAGCCGGGUGCCCCAGGGAGCCUGGCUACCAUGCCAUCUCCUCUCCCUGUCUCCUUCCUCCUCUUUCUUACCUUAGUAGGAGGCAGGCCCCAGAAGUCCUUACUGGUGGAGGUAGAAGAGGGAGGCAAUGUUGUGCUGCCAUGCCUCCUGGACUCCUCACCUGUCUCUUCUGAGAAGCUGGCUUGGUAUCGAGGUAACCAGUCAACACCCUUCCUGGAGCUGAGCCCCGGGUCCCCUGGCCUGGGAUUGCACGUGGGGUCCCUGGGCAUCUUGCUAGUGAUUGUCAAUGUCUCAGACCAUAUGGGGGGCUUCUACCUGUGCCAGAAGAGGCCCCCUUUCAAGGACAUCUGGCAGCCUGCCUGGACAGUGAACGUGGAGGAUAGUGGGGAGAUGUUCCGGUGGAAUGCUUCAGACGUCAGGGACCUGGACUGUGACCUAAGGAACAGGUCCUCUGGGAGCCACAGGUCCACUUCUGGUUCCCAGCUGUAUGUGUGGGCUAAAGACCAUCCUAAGGUCUGGGGAACAAAGCCUGUAUGUGCCCCUCGGGGGAGCAGUUUGAAUCAGAGUCUAAUCAACCAAGAUCUCACUGUGGCACCCGGCUCCACACUUUGGCUGUCCUGUGGGGUACCCCCUGUCCCAGUGGCCAAAGGCUCCAUCUCCUGGACCCAUGUGCAUCCUAAGAGACCUAAUGUUUCAUUACUGAGCCUAAGCCUUGGGGGAGAGCACCCAGUCAGAGAGAUGUGGGUUUGGGGGUCUCUUCUGCUUCUGCCCCAAGCCACAGCUUUAGAUGAAGGUACCUAUUAUUGUCUCCGAGGAAACCUGACCAUCGAGAGGCACGUGAAGGUCAUUGCAAGGUCAGUGUGGCUCUGGCUGUUGAGAACUGGUGGAUGGAUAGUCCCAGUGGUGACUUUAGUAUAUGUCAUCUUCUGUAUGGUUUCUCUGGUGGCUUUUCUCUAUUGUCAAAGAGCCUUUAUCCUGAGAAGGAAAAGGAAGCGAAUGACUGACCCCGCCAGGAGAUUCUUCAAAGUGACGCCUCCCUCGGGAAACGGGACCCAGAACCAGUACGGGAAUGUGCUCUCCCUUCCUACAUCCACCUCUGGCCAGGCCCGUGCUCAGCGUUGGGCUGCUGGCUUAGGGAGUGUCCCUGGGUCCUAUGGAAAUCCACGCAUUGAAAUCCAGGAUACUGGAGCUCAGAGCCAUGAAACAGGACUGGAAGAAGAAGGGGAGGCCUAUGAAGAGCCAGACAGCGAAGAGGGCUCUGAAUUCUAUGAGAAUGACUCCAACCUUGGGCAGGACCAGGUUUCCCAGGAUGGGAGUGGCUAUGAGAACCCCGAGGAUGAGCCCAUGGGUCCAGAGGAAGACUCCUUCUCCAAUGCUGAGUCUUAUGAAAAUGCAGAUGAGGAGCUGGCCCAACCAGUUGGCAGGAUGAUGGACUUCCUGAGCCCCCACGGGUCUGCGUGGGACCCCAGCCGGGAAGCAUCCUCGCUUGGGUCCCAGUCCUAUGAAGAUAUGAGAGGGAUCCUGUAUGCAGCUCCUCAGCUCCACUCAAUUGGGUCUGGUCCCAAUCAUGAGGAAGAUGCAGACUCUUAUGAAAACAUGGAUAAGUCUGACGACCUUGAACCAACAUGGGAAGGAGAGGGCCACAUGGGGACUUGGGGAACCACGUGACUCCCAAGUGACUGGCCUGGACUUUGUUAGGUCCCAAGAACCACGUCUGAUUCUGAAAUCUGGAGAUCCCAGAUGGUGUCAGUCAGUGAAAUGACCUUGAUCAGGAUGUGUGCAUGCUGACACACACAACACACACUCAUGCAUAUUCGAGCAAAGCUUCCUUUUGACCCUUUGCUUUCCCCCAAAUAAACCCAAUUAGCCACUCAAAUUCUCUGAAGCAGGCCCUUGUGUGGGAUAGGAAGGGAAGAUGGGGUUGAAUCCAGCCCUGAGUCACCCAGAGGAAGGAGAGCUGAGGUCUGAAUACAUCCUGGCCUUAACCUUCCCAUGGCCUGGCAUUUAGCCACCUAACAUCCAGUGAUGCAAAUAUGUCCAGCCACUCUAUUCCAUGGUGUCCCACAAGGGAGAGACAGUGAUGGGACUAGCAGUCUGUUUGGUUGUAACCCAUCCCUGCUCACCCUGCACAAACUGGGAAACACUGUCUGCCUUUCUUUUAAUCCUUCCUGCUCCAGGCUAACAACAGGUCAGUACCCUCACCUUCCAGUUUCCGGCAACACCACCUGAGUGCCUGCUCAGGGGGUUCAGCUUCUGACCAUAUGUAGACACCAUCCCAGCUCUGAGUUUACACGUCAUCACCCCUUGCCUAAGACCUGAAACCUCCCGUUACCUUAGCCCAGGUGUGCCAUUUCCCUGCUCCCUCCUGCAUCCUUGGGACCUGUGAACCUACUCACGUGCUGCUCUCAAUAAAUCUAUCUGCCUUUAUACUUUUUAA